UAAAUUUGCUUACAUUUUAUUUGCCGACACGAAAAAGAAGAACAAUAAAAAAAAUCGCUUUACUCCAAAUUUUCUCCAUAAAUAAUAUUCUUGCUCCAGUUUCAUCAGUUUAUUUAUAUCACUCUCUCAACUCUGUUUAAACCUCUAUGGAUUUCUGCCAGAAUAUCUCUCUUUCCGGCGGUCUUCCGGCCACCUAUCCGCCGGAGCAACACCUUCAUUGCAGCCUUGAUAACCUCCUUUCCGGUCACUCCACCAUGGAAGAAGGUGAUAUCAACAUGGAAUGGCUAUCAGUUUUUGUGGAGGAUUGUUUAUCCAGCAGUGGAAAUUGCAUGCCACCAGAACCAAAACCAAAACCCGAGAGUACAACUUGCAAUGCACAAGGUACAAACACAUCAACACAACCCGAAGUGAAAGCAACCCAUUCCACGCUUAAACUAGUUGUACCUUGCAAAGCAAGAAGCAAGAGAAAAAGAAGCCCAACAUGUUGGUUAGCCGAGAGUGAGCUCAUUUUACCAAAAAAAUGUACAAGUCCAUACAGCAGUAGUUUCGGGCAGGACAAGGGGAGCGAAGGGCAGGGACCAAAAAAAUGUACAAGUCCCUACAGCCGUAGUUUCGGGCAGGACGAGGGGAUUGGCGGGCAGGGGCAAGGAAGGAAAUGCACACAUUGCCUCUCACAAAGAACUCCACAAUGGAGGGCAGGACCACAAGGGCCGAAAACAUUGUGUAAUGCAUGUGGGGUGAGGUACAAGUCGGGCAGGCUGCUGCCCGAAUAUAGGCCUGCCAAGAGCCCAACUUUUGUGAGCCAUAAACAUUCUAAUUCUCAUAAGAAAGUGUUGGAGAUGAGAAUGUCUCUUUUGCCCUCUUCCUCUAUCAAUUCCUCUUCUUCUUCUCUUUAGUUAGGGUGAGGGCUUAGUAGUAAUCUUCCAUAUUAGCCCAUCAUGUAAAAACUAAUGGUGAUGGUUAAUUUUUAGAAACUUGUGUUUUUACUUAUUAUCUAGCUAAUAUACAAUGAUUAAGGUAGUUUUUA
Helianthus annuus (common sunflower) is the source of this 1027-nucleotide messenger RNA. RefSeq names its product GATA transcription factor 12. NCBI's taxonomy places the organism in Eukaryota, Viridiplantae, Streptophyta, Magnoliopsida, Asterales, Asteraceae. The transcript is spliced from 2 exons. The record is from RefSeq and is a predicted model, not a curated record. Gene Ontology annotation, molecular function: zinc ion binding; sequence-specific DNA binding. Gene Ontology annotation, biological process: regulation of DNA-templated transcription. Bases 147 to 896 code for a protein of 249 amino acids.